Messenger RNA from Striga asiatica, 1027 nucleotides. The record is from the annotation of a GenBank genome assembly. Lineage: Eukaryota; Viridiplantae; Streptophyta; Magnoliopsida; Lamiales; Orobanchaceae.
CACCCUUCAUUUCAUCUGCGUAAUAAUUUACACUUUCUCCUUUUCAUCCACUCUCUCCACACAGGACACAGCUCACGUAUUUUUUUUCUCCCUUUUUUUUUUCCCAAUUUCAAUCAUUUUUAGAUCUCCAGAAAUCACAAAAUGUCGACAGAGAAGGAGAGAGAGACUCAAGUAUACUUGGCGAAGCUCGCUGAACAAGCCGAGCGUUAUGAUGAAAUGGUUGAGAGCAUGAAAAAGGUCGCAAAACUAGACAUUGAACUGUCGGUGGAUGAGAGAAACCUGCUGUCGGUGGGGUACAAGAACGUUAUUGGUGCUCGACGAGCUUCGUGGCGUAUCAUGUCCUCAAUCGAACAGAAGGAAGAAUCCAAGGGAAAUGAGAACAAUGUGAGGCUGAUAAGGGGCUACCGACAGAAGGUGGAGGAUGAGCUGUCAAAGAUUUGUCAUGACAUCCUUUCUGUCAUCGACAAGCAUCUGAUUCCCUCCUCUGGUUCGGCGGAGGCUACUGUUUUUUACUACAAGAUGAAAGGUGAUUACUAUCGCUACCUGGCUGAGUUCAAGACUGAUCAGGAAAAGAAAGAGGCAGCUGAAGAGUCCCUCAAGGGCUAUGAGGCAUCUACUGCAAAUACAGACCUUCCCUCUACCCAUCCUAUCCGUCUUGGCCUUGCUUUGAACUUCUCGGUGUUCUACUAUGAGAUCAUGAAUUCUCCUGAAAGCACUUUGAUUAUGCAAUUGUUGAGAGAUAAUCUCACUCUCUGGACCUCCGAUUUGCCUGAAGAUGGUGAGGAGGGCAUCAAAGCCGAGGAAUCAAAGCCAGCACAACCUGAGAACUAAUUUUUUGCUGCAAGCGUUAAUCAAGCAAAGAAAGUGAUGAGGAAGUGUCAUCACGAAAUAUCUCAUAAUUCCAGCUUUGGCAAAUGAAGAAUGUUCAUGGUUGUUCGAUCAAUUUUUAUCAUAGAAUGAUAAGAAGAAUGUUUUCAAGUUAGACAUGCGUUGAAUUUCUUGUGUCCAGAUUUUUUUUUUUUUUUUU